This is a messenger RNA of Aspergillus brunneoviolaceus CBS 621.78, 1741 nucleotides long. RefSeq lists its product as uncharacterized. The transcript has 3 exons. The record is from RefSeq and is a predicted model, not a curated record. Gene Ontology annotation, molecular function: protein binding. Bases 209 to 1525 code for a protein of 438 amino acids. NCBI's taxonomy places the organism in Eukaryota, Fungi, Ascomycota, Eurotiomycetes, Eurotiales, Aspergillaceae.
CCGCGAUGCAUGCGGGAUUGCCACGUCGCUCGGUAUUCGCUACCUUUGGAUCGAUGGCCUUUGCGUCAUUCAAGAUGACCCCGUCGACCGCGAGGUCGAGCUGUCAAAGAUCGCCGGGAUCUACCGCAAUGCCUCGGCCACGAUCACGCGACAAUACAUCCCAGCAGAGCCGCCCAUAAAGCUCCCGGGUAUUUCAGGCUGCGAUCAGAUGCUGAUCGAGCCUUACUCCGUUUUAUGUAAUCGCUGUGCUUCGUCUUCCGGAAAAGGAACGAAGUUUCCUGGCGUUGCCAUGGUUCAUCCAAAGGUGCGGGACUUCUUGAAAGGGUAUACCUCGGGGCUGAUGGGGCUGGAAACUGAGACCGGCCCAUUCAAGGUUGAGAUCAUCUGGCUGCCAGAUGUGGUGGCGGAAGAGCAGCAAUCACCGGGCAAAGAAAAGACCGAGGAUGACAAUGAUAUGGAUGAUGGUGGUUUAGAUGACUCACAGGCUUCAGGAUCAUUGAGCCCCGGCUGUGAGUUGGCGGGGUCCAAGGCGCCGCAGAGAGGAACGGAAUUAGCAGAGGAGCAGCAAAACGCGGCCGUUGGAGGAUCAAAGCCACUGGCCAUUAGCUUGGUCAAUCCUAGCACACUUCCCACAGAGGUAAUGCUUGAAGCAGAGCCCGUCGAGCCGAAAUAUCAUCAAGUUGACCCUAGGCUGCAGGAGGGAGAUGACAUCCGGGCACCAAUAUCGGACUCCGUCCAGGUGCAGCAGCUCAUCACCACCGCAACCGAAGUGGCUGAGAAUGGACUUCGUGUGUACGCGGCACAGACGAUAGAAAGUUCCUUCCGCGCGCUCGCCGCGAUCGUUCGAGCGCGUGAUCAAGUCAGUGCUUUUUGUGAGAGAUCAUCCAAGGCCCUUACCAGCUACAUUGUGUUCAGCACAUAUCUCGCCCGGAUUCUGAUCCAGCAGGGCUGUGCCCAGGAGGCUGUCGAUCUGCUUUGCGACUUAGCGGCAAAGUCCGACGACAUAGAAACGAGGAUAGAGUCUAAAGUUGAUGUUUGCAGCAUGAGUAGAUUUCAUUUGGCCAGAGGCGACGCGGAAUUCGCCUUGUCGCGGCAUCGAGAGGCGAAGUAUUCCUAUGGCUUAGCACUAGCAGCACUUGAGGGUGAGAAAAUAGUUAGACUAGGGAACCAGACGGUCGAUGAAGAAGCCAAUCUCGUUGCCCUGGCACACCUGAAGCUGGCCGACGUGUACAUGAAAGAAGAGAAUUUUGGAUUAGCACAUGACGCCCUCCGCGAGACAAUCACCCACUUCGAAGCCUGCGAAUCCAAGGACGGACAGAUUCAGUACGCCCGUGGGCUGCAUCGACAGUCGCUGGUCUAUGGUUUCCAGGGGAAUGAACGCCUCCGCAAGGUCAAGUUGGCGGCGGCCAAACAGGCAUUGCAGAAUGUGUUGGAGCUUGACAAUGAUGGCCUCGCCUUGUUCUCCGUCCAAGGUGAUGUUAAGGCGGACGUGUUUGAACGAUUUCUUCAUCUGGGGAUGAGAUGAAGCUGGCAUUUUGCCUGUAUGUUGUUGUAGACUGUUGAUCGAUCUCUCGUCUCCCCAAGUUCCUUUCCGGUUAUAAGGUUUCUUAUCUUCCAUCUCAGCACAUACGACCACAGGGUGUGGAAAAUAGGGCUUCCCGUCCGCUCAGCCGUACUCAAGCCACACGCCGGGAGGUUAGUAGUUGGGUGGGUGACCACCAGCGAAUCCCUUCUGUUGUAU